AUCAGACUUCUAGUAUACCAUUAAUAACAUAUUUAUACAUAUUAUAACAUUAAUAACAUAUUUAUACCAUUAAUAACAUAUUUAUCGCUUAGUGUUCAUACGGUACCUUUUCUCUCUAAUCUUUUGCUAAUUUUCUUCCAUUUCAUAACAAAUUUAUUUUAUUUUAGUAAAAUUGAUUCAAAAAAGUAAAAAAUGAGCAGCAGCAUGCCUACGCAGCAUAAAAACAGAAGCGGCGCCAAGGACAAAAUUGUCCAAUUCUGGAAAGAGUGUUAGCGCCGACCAGUUCGCCGCACCCGCUUAGUGAACCUGAUUACCUGAAGAACGCUCAUCCCGGCACCCUCUCUUCAUCGAGUCAGCCCCCUUCGCACAGAGGUAGGCACAUACAUAUAAAAUGUUGAGUAAAGGUAGGAAAGUUGCUGGCAAGGGGGAGACUGUGGGUGCACACUAUGCUUUUGGUCAACAUGAAGAUGACUUGAUCAUAAAACACAGACUUCUAACCCGCACUACUACCACAAGGGGCGAACCUCCACUAAAGAAACUUCAAAAGAAGUUUACUGCGUUUGCAUUAGAGGUACAGAAGGAAGCCGAUAACUUGGCUGACUGUGAAAGACUUGCCAAGAGUUUCUUACAGGAACUAAACACUUUUGAGAUUCCGCUUCUGAAAAGCAAAACUGUCAUCGAAGCAAAUGUUAGAGAGAAGGAGAAUUUCAAUGACUUGAAUGAUGAAAUUAAAAGGCAAAUUAUACAGACCCAAACCGACAUAGAAGAUUUGAAGAAACAACUGGAGGAGAGCAAGAUAGAGAGGAAGCACAAGGAGGAGUGUGAGGCAAUUAGGAGGUUGAUUGCAGUGCAGCCAGCCAGAUCAGUGACCCAAAAUGUUAUCACGGAACUAGAGAAGGAAAUUUUAGCAUUAGAGGCAGAAAACACUGCUAGUUCGAGAACGUUGGAGCUGCGCAAAAAGCAAUUCGCUCUUUUGUUACAUGUGGUUGACGAGCUUCAAAACACAAUAGAUGAAGAACAAAAGAGUUUGGUUGAGGAGAUGAGGACAGCAAUGGAUGACCAUAAGAAUGGGGUUGUGGAGGAUGAUACUGGUGCACUUCCCGAAGCAAUGGCUAUAGAUUAGCAAAACAAUGCACCUUUGGCUUAUUUGGGCUGUACUUUUUGUAUUCUUAAUCACCUGAUGUUGAAUGUCAAACUCGCAAAUCAAAUCCUUUUAGGGUCUGUGUUGAUAUGCAAGCAUUCAUUCUAGGGUAUUCUCCCCCCUUUUCUUCAAUUUUUCUUUUCCCGGAAAACAGAUGAUUUCUUUUUUAGUCGCUGCAUGAUAUUUGUGGAGCAGGUAAUAGAGCUGUUAAAAAAUGUCAUUUUGUAUGAGUUGAUAACCGAUAACUGUUAUGUACUGUUUGAUUUCUUUAUAAAAUAGAUUAACAGCCACAUUUUGCAUUUAAAAAGAGUAAUUGGCUGACUUUUAUUUUCA
Cuscuta europaea is the source of this 1474-nucleotide messenger RNA. The record is from the annotation of a GenBank genome assembly. Lineage: Eukaryota; Viridiplantae; Streptophyta; Magnoliopsida; Solanales; Convolvulaceae.